Molecule: messenger RNA, 1428 nt
Organism: Acomys russatus (golden spiny mouse)
Lineage: Eukaryota; Metazoa; Chordata; Mammalia; Rodentia; Muridae
Gene: Smap1
Product: small ArfGAP 1
Exons: 11
Coding region: 12-1415 (467 amino acids)
Biological process (GO): regulation of clathrin-dependent endocytosis
Molecular function (GO): GTPase activator activity; metal ion binding
Source: RefSeq, a predicted model, not a curated record
CCGCCGCCGCCAUGGCGACACGCUCCUGUAGGGAGAAGGCUCAGAAGCUGAACGAGCAGCACCAGCUCAUCCUGUCCAAACUGCUGAGGGAGGAGGACAACAAGUACUGCGCCGACUGCGAGGCCAAAGGUCCCCGGUGGGCUUCCUGGAAUAUUGGUGUGUUUAUUUGCAUCAGAUGUGCUGGAAUUCAUAGAAAUCUUGGGGUUCAUAUAUCCAGGGUCAAGUCAGUCAACCUAGACCAAUGGACACCAGAACAGAUACAGUGCAUGCAAGAUAUGGGAAAUACUAAAGCAAGACUACUUUAUGAAGCCAAUCUUCCAGAGAACUUUCGAAGACCACAGACAGAUCAAGCAGUAGAAUUUUUCAUCAGAGAUAAAUAUGAAAAGAAGAAAUACUAUGAUAAAAAUGCUAUAGCUAUUACAAACAUUUCCUCCUCUGAUGCCCCUCUUCAGCCUUUGGUAUCCUCUCCUUCUCUGCAGGCUGCUGUUGAUAAAAAUAAAGUAGAGAAAGAAAAGGAAAAAAAAAAGGAAGAGAAAAAGAGAGAAAAGGAGCCAGAAAAGCCUGCCAAACCACUAACAACUGAAAAGCUGCAGAAGAAAGAAGAUCAGCAACUUGAGCCUAAGAAAAGCACCAGCCCGAAAAAUACUGCAGAGCCCACUGUUGAUCUUUUAGGACUUGAUGGUCCUGCUGAGGCGCUAGUGACCAAUGGGAACACAACCACAGUGCCAUCCUUGAAUGAUGAUCUGGACAUUUUUGGACCAAUGAUUUCUAAUCCUUUACCUGCAACUAUCAUGCCCCCAGCUCAGGGCACAGCAUCUGUACCAGCAGCUCCUACCCUAUCUACCGUAACAUCUGGGGAUCUGGAUCUGUUCACCGAGCAAACUACAAAGUCAGAAGAAGUAGCAAAGAAACAACUCUCCAAAGAUUCCAUCUUAUCUCUGUAUGGUACUGGAGCACAGCAAAGCCCUGCUGGUGUGUUUAUGGGACCCACAAAUAUACCAUUUACCUCACAAGCAGCGACUGCAUUUCAAGGUUUUCCUUCCAUGGGUGUACCAGUGCCUGCGGCUCCUGGCCUUAUAGGAAAUAUGAUGGGACAGAAUACAAGCAUGAUGGUGGGCAUGCCCAUGCCCAAUGGGUUUAUGGGAAACACACAGACUGGAGUGAUGCCACUUCCUCAGAAUGUUGUUGGCCCUCAGGGAGCAUUGGUGGGACAAAUGAGUGCACCACAGAGUAAGUUCGGCCUGCCACAAGCUCAGCAGCCUCAGUGGAACCUCUCACAGAUGAAUCAACAAAUGGCUGGCAUGAGCCUCAGUAGUGCAAACCCUGUUGCAGGUUUUGGCCAGCCCCCUAGCACAACAGCAGGAUGGUCUGGAAGCUCAUCGGGGCAGACUCUGAGCACACAGCUGUGGAAAUGAUAAGGUGCAGCCG